Messenger RNA from Fusarium keratoplasticum, 726 nucleotides. RefSeq lists its product as uncharacterized. NCBI's taxonomy places the organism in Eukaryota, Fungi, Ascomycota, Sordariomycetes, Hypocreales, Nectriaceae. Bases 1 to 726 code for a protein of 241 amino acids. The transcript has 2 exons. The record is from RefSeq and is a predicted model, not a curated record.
AUGCAAUUCACGAGCCUCAGCGUCGCUCUCUUCGCCCUGCUUGCUGUAGGGGCAUCUGCCACAACUCACAGGGUUGAGGUUGGCAAGGGUGGGCUCAAAUACACCCCGGAUACCAUUAGUGCUGCCAAGGGAGACAUCAUCGAGUUUCAUUUUGACUCCAUGCACUCGGUUGUUGCCGGCGACUUCAACAAGCCAUGUACUCCAGUUACCAGUGGAGGAUUCUAUUCUGGUGAUCUUCCUGCGAGUGGAAACUCAUUUUUCUCAAUCACUGUCAACAACACUGAUCCCAUCUUCUUCUACUGCGGCAUUGAAGGCCAUUGCCAGGCCGGAAUGGCAGGUGUUAUCAACCAGGGCUCUGACACGCUCAAAGAGUAUCAGAGCGCUGCAGCAAAGACUGACAAGAGCACCAGCCCAAAGGCUGCGUUUGGUGGCACCCUCAGCAGCAAAUCCAACACCGGGGCCGCAUCUACCACGACGACCACCGCCUCUGAGUCGUCAAGCACCGCCUCUGAGUCGUCAAGCACCGCCUCUGAGUCGUCAAGCACCGGGUCCGCAUCUACCACGAAAACCACCGCCUCUGAGUCGUCAAGCACCAGGACCUCGACUCCGUCGGGCUCAGCUGCAGCCUCCGCAAGCAGUGUCCCGGCGGCCGCUCCACAGGUCACUGGCCCAAUCGUCUGCGUAUCGCUCUUCGCUCUGAUUUUUGGUGCUAUGCUGGCAUUUUGA